Morus notabilis is the source of this 2042-nucleotide messenger RNA. Its product is annotated as T-complex protein 1 subunit theta. The coding region runs from base 149 to 1771 and encodes 540 amino acids. Gene Ontology annotation, molecular function: ATP-dependent protein folding chaperone; ATP hydrolysis activity; ATP binding. The record is from RefSeq and is a predicted model, not a curated record. Lineage: Eukaryota; Viridiplantae; Streptophyta; Magnoliopsida; Rosales; Moraceae. The transcript is spliced from 13 exons. Gene Ontology annotation, biological process: protein folding. Gene Ontology annotation, cellular component: chaperonin-containing T-complex.
UGCAGCAAAAUGAAGUUGUUUCUGUUCUCUUCCAGGGCUUUCUGUUCUGUGUAUUCAACAAACGAGACGCUUGGGAUUUACUAAGGCCAUUUUCUAGGGUUAGGGUUAGGGUUAGGGUUAGGGUUUUGAACCAGAAGAAGAAGAAGAAAUGCAGUCAUACGGAGUUCAGUCGAUGCUGAAGGAGGGUCACAAGCAUUUCUCUGGUCUCGACGAAGCAGUGUCCAAGAACAUCGACGCUUGCAAGCAGCUUUCAUCCAUUACUCGCACUUCUCUUGGUCCCAAUGGUAUGAACAAGAUGGUGAUUAAUCAUUUGGACAAGCUAUUUGUCACGAAUGAUGCGGCGACUAUUGUGAACGAGCUUGAGGUUCAGCAUCCCGCUGCGAAGAUUUUGGUUUUGGCAGGGAAGGCUCAGCAGGAGGAGAUUGGGGAUGGUGCUAAUUUAACCAUUUCCUUUGCCGGGGAGCUCCUUCAAAAUGCGGAGGAGCUUAUCCGGAUGGGCCUGCACCCGAGUGAGAUAAUUAGCGGAUACACCAAGGCCAUUAAUAAGACUGUCGAGAUCUUAGAUGAAUUGGUGGAGAAAGGCUCUGAAAACAUGGAUGUUCGCGACAAGGAGCAAGUGAUUUCUCGAAUGAAAGCUGCUGUUGCCAGCAAGCAAUUCGGACAAGAAGAUAUUUUAUCCUCACUUGUUGCUGAUGCAUGCAUUCAAGUCUGCCCCAAGAAUCCAGCAAACUUUAAUGUGGACAAUGUACGUGUGGCGAAGCUCUUGGGAGGGGGUUUGCACAAUAGUACAGUAGUACGGGGUAUGGUUUUGAAGGGUGACUCUGUAGGAAGUAUAAAGCGAGUGGAAAAGGCCAAGGUUGUUGUAUUCGCUGGUGGUGUGGAUACCUCUGCCCCUGACACAAAGGCAACGGUCUUAAUUCACAGUGCUGAACAGCUAGAAAAUUACGCAAAAACUGAAGAAGCUAAAGUUGAGGAGCUCAUCAAAGCGGUUGCAGAUUCAGGUGCCAAAGUAAUUGCCAGUGGAGCAGCAGUUGGAGAGAUGGCACUACAUUUCUGUGAGCGCUACAAGCUUAUGGUUUUGAAAAUUAGUUCAAAAUUUGAGCUAAGGCGAUUUUGCCGUACAACUGGUGCUGUUGCCCAUUUGAAGCUUAGCCAGCCAAACCCGGAUGAUCUAGGAUAUGUUGAUUCUAUUUCGGUUGAAGAAAUAGGUGGUGUUAGGGUGACUGUUGUCAAGAAUGAAGAAGGUGGAAACUCUGUAGCUACGGUUGUAUUGCGAGGAAGCACGGAUAGCAUAUUAGACGACCUUGAAAGGGCAGUUGAUGAUGGUGUAAACACUUACAAGGCUAUGUGCAGGGACAGUCGUAUACUUCCUGGUGCUGCUGCUACAGAAAUUGAGUUGGCUAAGAGAGUGAAGGAGUUUUCAUUUAAAGAAACAGGGUUGGAUCAAUACGCCAUUGCAAAAUUUGCUGAGAGUUUUGAGAUAGUACCUAAAACCCUCGCUGAGAAUGCUGGACUCAAUGCAAUGGAAAUCAUUUCUUCUUUAUAUGCUGAACAUGCAUCUGGAAAUGCCAAAGUUGGAAUUGACUUGGAGGAAGGUGUUUGCAAGGAUGUCUCGACUAUGAUUAUUUGGGAUCUUCAUGUUACCAAGUUCUUUGCUCUCAAGUAUGCUGCUGAUGCUGCCUGCACUGUAUUGCGUGUAGACCAGAUAAUCAUGGCGAAACCAGCAGGUGGCCCAAGAAGAGAUCAGCCUGCCGGAAUGGAUGAGGACUAGAUAUCGUUCAACUGGGAUUUACCUAAUUUUUCUUUCGUUUUUCCUAGGAAAGUUUGAGCUUUUGUUUUCCGAAAUUUUUUCCUUGGAAAUUUUGGUUUGUGGUGACCAUAUAUUAUCUCAAAACUGUAAUGCUUUUGUACAUGCCACUAGCUUUCUGCUUGGAUUGGUUUGGCUGUAGUUUUUGAAAAAUGAUUACAGGUUUUGGUUUUCAUUUUUAGGAGGAUGAUUUUAGUAUGUGAAUGAUAAUGUUAGUUGUCAUAUUGUUACUACA